ACAGUAACGCGUAGCAUUUCUGUGAUGUGCAUUUGAUUCUCAAACAUUAGGGUUCAUACAUUUCAUUCUUAUAGAGAUUCUCAAUUCACGCACUCUCACCUUAUUGAAAGAAUAAUAUAUCUAAGUUAAUAAAAUAAAAAAAUAAAAUUGAAUGAAAUAACAGAAAAUGAAAAAGGGUGAGAGAAAUUGAGGUGGUGUUGGGUUUUGUAUGGAAACUCGUAGCCGGAAGAGGGCGGAGGGUUCCUCAGCUGCCCCUUCAUCAUCAUCAUCGACAACCACUGCUCGCAUCACUCGUUCAGCUUCAACCAAACGCACUCGUCUCUCUUCGAUCUCCAACGCUACUUCUCUUUCCGUUAACACUCGCUCUCGUUCAUCCAUCAAUAAUUCUGCUUCUGGUUCUUCAAUGGAACCUCUUCCUGUUAACGAAUCCUCCUCCGGUUCGCGCCGUGAUCGCCGCGGUAGGAAUAAUUCCGAUAGGGAUAAUUCUGAUAAAGGUAAAGAGAAAGAACAUGAUGUUAGGGUUAGGGAUCGGGACCGGAGAUUGGUCGGUUUAAACAUUGUUAGCGGAGGUGGUGCUGAUGAUGACGAUGAUGAGAGUGAUGGUGAUGGUGAUGGUGAGGAUGGAAUCAUGCAUGAGAAUUUGAACUCUGCUAGUAGCGCACUUCAGGGGCUUCUUAGGAAACUCGGUAUUGGAUUUGAUGAUCUGAUUCCGAUGAGUGGUUCUGGAUCUUCGUCGUAUCAGGAUGGAAGGUUCAAGAAGAUUUUGUCUGCUUUGCGUGCUGAUGGGGAAGAAGGUCCUCAAGUUGAGGCAUUGACGCAGCUAUGUGAAAUGCUUUCUAUUGCUUCUGAAGAUUCACUCAGUUCAUUCUCUGUUGAUUCCUUUGUUCCUGUGCUCGUUGGGUUGCUUAACCACGAGAGCAAUCCUGAUGUCAUGCUUCUAGCUGCCAGGGCGUUAACUCAUCUCUGCGAUGUGCUUCCGUCAUCUUGUACUGCUGUUCUGCAUUAUGGUGCAGUGCCAAUCUUCUGUGCCAGAUUGCUUACCAUAGAGUAUAUGGACUUGGCCGAGCAGUCUCUUCAAGCGUUAAAGAAGAUUUCUCAGGAGCACCCGACUGCAUGUCUUCGAGCUGGUGCUCUGAUGGCCGUUCUUUCUUAUUUGGACUUCUUCUCUACUGGAGUUCAGAGGGUGGCAUUGUCGACUGCUGCUAAUAUGUGCAAGAAGCUUCCUUCUGAUGCAGCUGACUUUGUGAUGGAAGCUGUUCCUCUUUUGACAAACCUUCUUCAGUAUCAUGAUGCCAAGGUUCUUGAGCAUGCCUCCAUAUGUCUGACUCGAAUAGCUGAGGCAUUUGCAUCAUCCCCAGACAAAUUAGAUGAAUUGUGCAAUCAUGGACUGGUGGCACAAGCUGCCUCCCUAAUUUCUACUAGUAGUUCUGGAGGUGGACAGGCUUCUCUCGGCAUGUCAACAUAUACUGGCUUGAUCCGACUUCUUUCCACAUGUGCAAGUGGGUCCUCUCUUGGAGCUAAAACAUUGUUUCUCCUUGGAAUUAGUGGCAUUCUUAAAGAUAUACUAUCUGGUUCUGGAGUUUCCUCCGACGCCUCUGUUUCACCUGCAUUAAAUAGGCCAGCAGAUCAGAUAUUUGAGAUUGUGAACCUGGCAAAUGAACUUUUGCCUCCGUUGCCUCAAGGAACCAUGUCUCUUCCAGUCAUAUCAAACGUGGUUUUGAAAGGGCCUGAUGUGAAAAGGUCUCCUGCUAGCAGUUCUGGGACACAAGAAGACCCAACUGAAAUUGUUCAUGAGAUAUCAGCUCGAGAGAAAAUACUAAAUGACCAGCCUGAGCUACUUCAGCAAUUUGAGAUGGAUCUCCUCCCAGUUUUGAUGCAGAUAUAUGGUUCCAGCGUCAAUGGUUCUGUUCGCAACAAAUGUCUCUCUGUCAUUGUAAAAUUAAUGUAUUUCAGCACAGCUGAGAUGAUCCAGUCUUUGUUAAGUGUGACUAAUAUAUCAAGUUUCUUAGCUGGUGUUCUAGCAUGGAAAGAUCCACAUAUUUUGGUUCAUGCCUUGCAAAUUGCAGAAAUUCUUAUGGAAAAGCUUCCUGAUACAUUCUCUAAGAUGUUUGUCAGAGAAGGUGUGGUCCAUGCAGUUGACCAACUUAUUGUUGCUGGAGAGUCGAUCAGUAUCACUACUACACAAACCUCUUCCAGGGAGAAGGAUAAUGAUUCCAUAUCUGGAGCAUCAUUUCACCGUAAGCACUAUCACCUACGCAGUGGUAACUUAAAUCCCGACGAAAGUCUCCUGGACGAUUUGAAGAGUCCAGUUCCAGUAAAUGCGAGCGGGCCACCAUGUUCUGUGGAAACUCCAACAGUUAACUCAAGCAUUCGCUCAUCUGUUAGCUCAGCUGCUAAAACUUUUAAAGACAGGUACUUUCCUUCUGUUCCGGGGACUGUUGAAGUGGGUGUUAGUGAUGAUCUUUUGCACCUGAAAAAUCUUUGCAUCAAGUUGAAUACUGGCGUUGAUGACCAAAGAACUAAGGCAAAGGGGAAAGUUAAAGCUUCUGGAUUUGGUCAGGACAAAAAGUCUGCUAAUUUAGAAGAUUAUUUGAUUGGGGUGAUUUCUGACAUGCUAAAAGAGCUUGGCAAAGGAGAUGGUGUGUCUACUUUUGAAUUUAUUGGAAGUGGUGUUGUUGAAGCUUUGCUUAAUUACUUUUCUUGUGGGUAUUAUUCAAAACAUCGAAUCUCAAAAACCAAUAUUCUCAAGCUUCGGCAACUAGCACUUAUGAGGUUUAAGUCAUUUGUUGCUGUUGCACUACCUACUAACACUGAUAAUAGGGUUGCUGCUCCUAUGACUAUCUUGGUUCAGAAGCUUCAAAAUGCUUUGUCUUCCUUGGAGCAUUUUUCUGUUCUUUCUUCUGGACAAAGUGCUUCAUCUCAGCCCUACAAGUUGCGUCUCUGUCGAGCCCAGGGUGAAAAGUCACUUAAAGAUUAUUCAUCAACCAUUGUAUUGAUUGAUCCCUUAGCGAGUUUAGCAGCAAUCGAGGAGUUUCUGUGGCCCCGUGUCCAGCGUGGUGAAUCUGCUCAAAAGUCUACUGUACCUGUUGGGAAUUUGGCAUCUGGAACAACUCCUACAGGAGCAGGUGCUUCAUCUCCUUCCGCUCGUACUCCCUCCAUUGCCCAUCGUCAUUCUACUAGAUCUAGAACUUCUGUUAGUAUAGGAGAUACUUCUAGAAAAGAACUAUCUCGAAAUAAAAGCAUGAGCUCAUCUAAGGUCAAGGGCAAAGCUGUAUUUAAGCCUGCACAGGAGGAAGCAAGAGGACCCCAAACAAGGAAUGCUGCACGGAGAAGAGCAGAUCUCAACAAAGACGCUUUCAUGAAACCAACAAAUGGUGACUCAACGUCUGAGGAUGAAGAAUUGGAUAUAUCUCCUGUUGAGAUUGAAGAUGAUGAUAUUUCAGAUGAUGAUAUUUCAGAGGAUGAUGAGGAUGACCAUGAAGAUGUUCUGAGGGAUGAUUCUCUUCCUGUUUGCUCUCCUGACAAAGUACAUGAUGUGAAAUUAGGAGACCCAGCGGAGGAGAGUACCUUGGCCGCUGUAACAAAUGAUAGCCUGACUAAUGUAGCUUUAGGUUCUAGCAGCAAAGCUGGUACAGCCAGGGAGUCUGACUCUGCUGAUUUUAAGAGUGGCCAUUCAUCUAGCUCAAGGGGUGCAACGUCGUUUGCCGCUGCUGCCAUGUCAGGACUUGGAUAUGCUAAUACAAGAGGUUUCAGGGGUGGCAGAGAUAGACAUGGACGGCUGUUGUUUGGAAGUUCCAAUGAGCCUCCGAAAUUGAUUUUUACUGCUGGUGGGAAACAGCUCAAUAGAAAUCUGACUGUAUAUCAGGCAGUUCAAAGACAGCUUGUGAUAGAUGAAGACGACGAUGAUAGGUUUGCUAGAAGUGAUUUGGUUUCCAGUGAUGGAAGUGGACCGUGGGGUGAAACUUGCACCAUCACUUAUCAGAGGGCUGAAAAUCAGACUAACAGAGAUCCUACUGGAGUAUCAAGUUCAAAUACUUUGAAGGCUGCCAAAUCUGGGUCUUCCUCUAAUUUCAGUUCAGAAGGUAAGUUGCAUCAGACGUCAGUUCUAGACAGUAUAUUGCAGGGAGAAUUGCCUUGUGAUCUAGAGAAAUCUAAUCCAACCUACAACAUUCUGGCACUACUGCGCGUGUUGGAAGGUUUGAACCAGCUUGCGCCUCGUCUAAGGGCCCAAAUGGUUAAUGACCGAUUUGCUGAGGGAAAAAUCUUUGAUUUUGACGAGCUAGGUGUUACCGCUGGUGCUAGGGUGUCUCCAGAGGAAUUUGUAAGUAGCAAGAUUACUCCAAAAUUGGCUCGGCAAAUACAGGAUGCACUUGUACUGUGCAGUGGCAGUCUUCCCUCGUGGUGUAACCAGUUGACUAAAGCAUGCCCUUUCUUGUUUCCUUUUGAGACUCGACGACAGUACUUUUAUUCAACUUCCCUCGGGUUAUCUCGUGCACUCAAUCGACUUCAGCAGCAACAAGGUGCUGAGGGUCUAGGAUCAACAACUGAAAGAGCGAUGAGGGUAGGGAGAUUGCAACGCCAAAAGGUCCGUGUAUCUCGAAAUCGGAUUUUGGACUCUGCUGCAAAAGUUAUGGAGAUGUAUUCUAGCCAAAAAGCUGUGCUUGAAGUGGAAUAUUUUGGUGAAGUUGGCACUGGCCUGGGCCCCACCCUUGAGUUUUAUACCAUUCUAAGUCACGAAUUACAAAAAGUUAGACUGCAAAUGUGGAGGUCUUAUUCUUCAGAGAAACAUCAAAUGGAGGUUGAUGGAGAUAAAAAGAAAAUGAAAAGCUGCGAAGGCUAUGGUCUUAAUGUCCCUGGAGAUGGUGAACUAGUGCAAGCUCCUACAGGGUUGUUUCCUCGGCCAUGGCCUACAAAUGCUGAUGCAUCAGAGGAUAGCCAGUUUACAAAAGUGGUUGAAUAUUUUCGGAUGCUAGGUCGUGUGAUGGCUAAAGCUCUUCAAGAUGGACGCCUAUUGGAUCUUCCAUUGUCAGUGGCAUUUUAUAAGCUUAUUCUUGGUCAAGAUCUUGAUUUGCAUGACAUUGUUUUCAUUGAUGCGGAGCUUGGGAAGACUUUGCAAGAGUUGAAUGCCAUUGUUCGGCGCAAGCAACAUAUAAAAGUUAUUUGUGUUAACUCUACUGAUGCUAACACUGACUUUGUAUUUCGUGGCACCCAAAUUGAAGAUCUCUGUUUGGACUUUACACUUCCUGGUUAUCCAGAAUACAUAUUGAAACCAGGAGAUGACAUAGUUGAUAUCAACAAUUUGGAGGAGUACGUAUCCCUGGUGGUUGACGCAACUGUCAAUAAUGGAAUCACACGACAAAUGGAUGCAUUCAGAGCAGGGUUUAACCAGGUUUUUGACAUUUCGUCUUUACAAAUUUUUAAUCCCCAAGAACUGGAUAAUUUGCUUUGCGGUCGCCGAGAGUUGUGGGAGGCAGAGACACUUACUGAUCAUAUAAAGUUCGACCAUGGAUACACUGCUAAGAGCCCUGCCAUUGUUAAUUUACUUACAAUUAUGGGAGAGUUCACUCCGGAACAACAGAGGGCCUUCUGUCAGUUUGUUACUGGUGCGCCCAGGCUCCCACCUGGUGGGCUGGCAGUUCUAAAUCCAAAACUAACAAUUGUGAGGAAGCUGUCGUCGACUGCAGUAAAUACUUCAUAUAAUGGGAUUGUGCAUUCAGAAUCAGCAGAUGAUGACUUGCCCAGUGUUAUGACAUGUGCUAAUUACUUGAAGCUUCCUCCUUAUUCUACCAAGGAAAUUAUGUACAAAAAGCUACUCUAUGCAAUCAGUGAAGGCCAGGGAUCCUUUGAUUUAUCGUGAGUUUCUAGAACUAACCAACCUAACUGUGGAUGUUAAUAGAGGAAUCACAGUUUGCGCUUGGGGCUCUGUUAUCUAUGUUUUGCAUGUCCUGCCCUCGCUUCUAAAAUAAUGGGACUCCUUAUCGCCAUCCCCAAUGCAAAGUUGUGGCGUAGUUCAGUUUGUGAACAGUUCAUGUCUUUUCUUCAAGAUAAUUUGGAGGCUCUUUCUUCAAUGCAGAGGCAGGGGAAUCGGGUUGCCAUAUUUUCAAGGGGCAAGGGAAUUUAAGAUGCUAUUUUUUCAAUGUUAACUGAUAGAACGUGUAAAUAAAUAGGAAUUUGAUUUUUGUUUUAAAUGCUUUAUUAUUCUGUUCGUAAGUCAAAUAAUUUGUAAUCACUAUGUAAGAAAUGAUGUAAGAAAGAAUGACAAAGGGAAGAUAAAUAAUUUCAAAUUUUA
Messenger RNA from Lathyrus oleraceus (garden pea), 6289 nucleotides. RefSeq names its product E3 ubiquitin-protein ligase UPL3. Gene Ontology annotation, biological process: proteasome-mediated ubiquitin-dependent protein catabolic process; protein polyubiquitination. The transcript has 18 exons. The coding region runs from base 209 to 5857 and encodes 1882 amino acids. Gene Ontology annotation, molecular function: ubiquitin protein ligase activity; protein binding. NCBI's taxonomy places the organism in Eukaryota, Viridiplantae, Streptophyta, Magnoliopsida, Fabales, Fabaceae. The record is from RefSeq and is a predicted model, not a curated record.